CUUCCGGUUUCAAACAUGGUAGACGUGUUUUCUACAAUUUCCAACUUCAAUGGAUAAUUUAGGCGAUAUUGACGUUGAUUCGGACGCUCUCGAACGGAUUCUAGCUAAAUGCGAGGACCAAAGCAAGGAAUCCAUCGUCUCUGAGUUGUGCGAAGACUUUAGAGAAGCGGAAUUGGACGUUAUACGACAAAGAUUCUUUGAUGUAAGUGUUACCGUUCUUACUGAAAAAUGUGAUUCACAAUUUGGACCUAUUGCACAAAGGAAUAAGGAUCAAAUUCCACGUAGUCUGAAACUAAUACGUCGUAAGGAUAAGGAUACUAAACUCCGAAAUAUAUGCGGGGAUAUUUACGAUCUUCAUGUUUAUGUCUAUGGAAUAAGAGACGGUUAUCCGAAAUCUGUAUUGGGCACAACGAGUUUCAUACCUGAUCUCAAAGUGGCUUCAAAUGUGCAAAAUCAAGAUGUGGUAACAUCCGCAAAUGCAAUCAUCGAAUUGAAACGUCAAUUACGAGAGAUGUCAGCUAAGCAAAGCGAUUGCGAGAAAGACUUGGCCGAUUUUAAGAAGAAACACGAUAGUGAAAUUUCGAAGCUAAAGAAAGACAUUUCGUUGUUAGAGGAUAUUGUACAGAGUUUAAUAUUUAGGGUCAACCGUACCAAAGGGGAAAUAGGUCAGGUCACGAAAAACAAUUCGAUUAGCAAUAUAAGGCAAACAACGCAAUCAACAACUUUGAUAUCCAAGGAAAAUACGCCGUCUAAUAAUAAACUGAUUAAUAACUCUGACCUUGACAUGAUUGAAACAACAUGCAAUCAAGCAAAAUCAGCUGAUCAAUGUAAACAGUCCGAUGAUAAACAAAAAUCAGCUGUAAAAUCGAAUGAUGUGCAAAAGGAAUUCUAUCCAGCCUAUCUUCAAGACAAGGAUAAGGAAUUCCCGCAACUGUCAACUAAGACAAACGUACCCACUAUCACUCGUAGAAUGUCAGAGCCUGCUAAGCCACAGGAAAACACGGGUUGGAACGUGGUCGCCAGUAAGAAAAAGGCGCCGGUUAAGAUGGUUCCUUUUAACCAGUCUAGCGAUGAAUACAGUGGUGGUAAACAUGUGAAAUCGUUAACUCCACGACUUAAAGGUGUCGCUUUCGAGAAAUCAAAAACCCUAUACUUAGAAAACAUAUGUCAAGAGGAUUCGGAGUCAGACACCGACACUAUAAAAGUGGUUAAAGAAUAUGCAAAUAGCAAGUUGAUCAAAAUCUCGCAGAUAUAUGUAGUGCAUAAUAAAGUCACCAGCUACAGAGUUGGUUGUAAAAUCACGGUUCCGAUAUCAAUGGUGUCUAAAGCUAUGGAUGACGAGACAUGGCCCAGUCCAGUUACAUGCAGAGAAUGGAAACCACGCCCUUAUGUGGACAGGCGACCUGCUCCACCACCUCGACUACGAUAUAAGCGUCAAACUGAAGACCGUCGCGAGCCACGCCCUCCUCAGUUAGACCACGAUGAGGACAGUAUGUAUGCUAAUCGGACGCGUUCUAAUCAGAGUUACCAAAGAGAUGUGUAUGAAUAUGACCAUACAAGAGACCCACGCUUUGAAUAUAAGAAUGAAUCAAAUGAAAAUUACGACUGGUAUGACAAUCGUGGUUCUGUUUGGGAUUAA
Owenia fusiformis is the source of this 1639-nucleotide messenger RNA. NCBI's taxonomy places the organism in Eukaryota, Metazoa, Annelida, Polychaeta, Sabellida, Oweniidae. The record is from the annotation of a GenBank genome assembly.